Messenger RNA from Mesocestoides corti, 672 nucleotides. NCBI's taxonomy places the organism in Eukaryota, Metazoa, Platyhelminthes, Cestoda, Cyclophyllidea, Mesocestoididae. The record is from the annotation of a GenBank genome assembly.
AUGGUCAACGGACAACUUCCAAGAAACUCCAGUCUCGGGGCUACGACUACCCCACUUUCUGAUGACGCUUUUGGAUAUGAACCUAACGGUUUGAUUCAGACCAGUCCUGAUGAAUUUGCCAGAAACAACAGCGCGCCCGAUCGCCUUAAACAAAUAUUUACCGACCGACAUUCGCACAAAAGCCUCGCGGAACAGAAGGUCAGCGACUGGCUUCUCCGAUACAGGUCCUAUGCUCACUGCUCCCCGAAAGAUUUGACAGACAUUCCUGACAAUAUAUGGGCGCCUCUUGACGUCGACCCAAGUUCCAGGAACAAUGCUGCGUCCGAGUUCAACAUGGCUAGAAGUGCUAAAGGUGUUCAGGCGGACCAACUGAAGCACAGGAUGUUGAAUUGCGCUAGACGCAAAGACCUAAGUGACCAUGCCAUGCCAACACUGAAACCUAAUGAUGCACCUAAGCGUCGACUACAUUCGGUGACAUCCACACAUUGUCCAGUAAUGCGAUCUUCGGUUAUCAAAUACCAAAUCCCUUACUUCUUCCAACCUCCUUACAGGCAAUCCUAUAAAUCAGCAAAACUAGCUCAGUAUGCGGAGAAAUCUAUAUCACUGAAAAAGGCACAGAAUUACAUGGAUUUGAGCAAGGGUCUGUUAACGGCUUCGGGGCUGCCAAAGUGA